UUCUUAUUUAGCAAUGUAAGAGUGGAGACUGGCAGAGUUAUCAACUAAGUAAGUUCAAAGCCCAGAACCUCUUCUCUCUCGUUGGGAGAGCUCUACUCGGCUUCAAUGGCCUCCGUACUCAACACGGUUCCCUCUCUACGUUUAUCAAACAUCACCACCCUACGACUUCGGACUCGGCCGAUUUCUGUCUCAUUCACCAGGAGGAAUUUCUCGAUUAGGGCAGCUGAUACUGAUGCGGAGAAAGGAGUUAAAUCUACUGUUCCUGAUAAGGCGCCGCUGGCUAGUAAUAAUGGUUCGAGCAUAAACCAGCUUCUUGGCAUUAAAGGAGCCUCUCAAGAAUCUAACAAAUGGAAAAUUCGACUUCAGCUUACAAAGCCUGUAACUUGGCCUCCUUUAAUUUGGGGAGUAGUUUGUGGAGCUGCUGCUUCUGGAAACUUUCACUGGACUUUAGAGGAUGUUGCCAAAUCAAUUGUUUGUAUGAUGAUGUCUGGCCCAUUUCUCACAGGAUAUACACAGACAAUUAAUGACUGGUAUGACCGAGAUAUUGAUGCAAUUAACGAACCUUAUCGUCCAAUUCCUUCAGGAGCUAUAUCUGAGAAUGAGGUUAUUACGCAAAUUUGGGUUCUGCUUUUGGGUGGUCUUGGCCUGGCCGGUUUGUUAGAUGUUUGGGCUGGGCAUAAUGUCCCUACAGUUUUUUAUCUCGCUGUAGGUGGAUCCCUGCUGUCAUAUAUAUACUCUGCUCCACCUUUAAAGCUGAAACAAAAUGGAUGGAUUGGAAAUUUUGCCUUGGGAGCUAGUUAUAUUAGUCUGCCAUGGUGGGCUGGUCAGGCUUUAUUUGGAACCCUUACACCUGAUAUAAUAGUUCUCACACUUUUGUACAGUAUAGCCGGGUUGGGUAUUGCCAUUGUCAAUGACUUCAAAAGUAUAGAAGGAGAUAGAGCAAUGGGACUUCAGUCACUCCCUGUUGCUUUUGGUUCCGAAACUGCAAAAUGGAUUUGUGUUGGUGCUAUUGACAUAACUCAGUUAUCUGUCGCUGGUUAUCUGCUUGGGGCCGGUAAGCCAUACUAUGCCUUAGCUCUCCUUGCAUUGAUACUCCCCCAAGUAUUUUUUCAGUUCAAGUACUUCCUCAAAGACCCUGUUAAGUAUGACGUCAAAUAUCAGGCCAGUGCUCAACCAUUUCUGGUGCUUGGUCUAUUGGUGACCGCUUUAGCAACCAGCCAUUGAUAUUUCUAAGAUCCUAAUUAUUUGAAUCCUGGAACGUCACAACUCACAAGUGCAAGGAAAGUCGAUUAAAAGUUGCAGAGUUCUGACAGGUCAGGUGCAAGCUAUAACAUAUGCUUUUGUUUAGUUCAAAAAAUUUUGUUCUCUUCCUUCUUUUGUUGUAUUAGAAUAAUAGAAUCCUGAUUUUAUGUACCUGUUGUAAAUUGAAUUAAACAUCAAUAUAUUUUGUUGUUUCCCA
Messenger RNA from Humulus lupulus (European hop), 1459 nucleotides. RefSeq names its product chlorophyll synthase, chloroplastic. Gene Ontology annotation, cellular component: membrane. Gene Ontology annotation, molecular function: chlorophyll synthetase activity. The transcript has 15 exons. The record is from RefSeq and is a predicted model, not a curated record. The coding region runs from base 106 to 1224 and encodes 372 amino acids. NCBI's taxonomy places the organism in Eukaryota, Viridiplantae, Streptophyta, Magnoliopsida, Rosales, Cannabaceae. Gene Ontology annotation, biological process: chlorophyll biosynthetic process.